Messenger RNA from Mesocricetus auratus (golden hamster), 1804 nucleotides. RefSeq names its product tetraspanin 7 (gene Tspan7). Gene Ontology annotation, cellular component: membrane. The record is from RefSeq and is a predicted model, not a curated record. Bases 57 to 806 code for a protein of 249 amino acids. Lineage: Eukaryota; Metazoa; Chordata; Mammalia; Rodentia; Cricetidae. The transcript has 8 exons.
CCUCCCUCGUGCCCGCCCGCCGCCCGCCGCCACUGCCGCCGCCGGAGCUCUGUAGUAUGGCAUCGAGGAGAAUGGAGACCAAACCUGUGAUAACCUGUCUCAAAACCCUCCUCAUCAUCUACUCCUUCGUCUUCUGGAUCACCGGUGUGAUCCUGUUGGCUGUUGGAGUCUGGGGCAAGCUUACUUUGGGCACCUAUAUCUCCCUUAUUGCUGAGAACUCCACAAAUGCUCCCUAUGUGCUCAUCGGAACCGGCACCACUAUCGUGGUUUUUGGCCUCUUUGGAUGCUUUGCUACAUGCCGUGGUAGCCCAUGGAUGCUGAAACUGUAUGCCAUGUUCCUGUCCCUGGUGUUCCUGGCUGAACUUGUAGCUGGCAUUUCCGGAUUUGUUUUUCGUCAUGAGAUCAAGGACACCUUCCUGAGGACUUACACGGAUGCCAUGCAGAACUAUAAUGGCAAUGAUGAGAGGAGCCGGGCAGUGGACCAUGUUCAGCGCAGCCUGAGCUGCUGUGGCGUGCAGAACUACACCAACUGGAGCAGCAGCCCCUACUUCCUGGAACAUGGCAUCCCCCCCAGUUGCUGCAUGAAUGAAACUGAUUGUAACCCCCUGGAUCUGCACAAUCUGACUGUGGCCGCCACCAAAGUGAACCAGAAGGGCUGUUAUGACCUGGUGACCAGUUUCAUGGAGACUAACAUGGGGAUCAUCGCUGGAGUGGCGUUUGGAAUUGCAUUCUCUCAGUUGAUUGGCAUGCUACUGGCUUGCUGUCUGUCCCGGUUCAUCACGGCCAAUCAGUAUGAGAUGGUGUAAAGAGAAGUCUUUCAAGAACUAUGGAAUAAGAGGCCUGUUUUCUAAAAGGAACUGCCGCUAUCUCUGAAAGACUUCCAAAGAACGUUAGAGCACAGUACAUAACAUCCCGCCCUGCUCCCACCACCCGCUCCCCCAAGCCCACCCCCGUGUGCAACUGACACUCCUAUCCAGUCUAUGCUCUGCCUUUCAGCGCACAUCAUGUGUAGUGUCCAUCUUGUGAAGCCCUGUUAUGCCACACAGUGUAGCCAUGCCCCCUGCAGCUAGUCAUAGUGAAUCCCACCCGAAAGCCCUGUGAGUGCCAGCUCUCUCAUAUGUACUUGGUCCAACUGUAGGUGACUGGUUAUCACAUCAUCACUGGCCCCUUGUGGCCCUGCAUGUAGUAGGGGAGGCUUCAGUCAGCCCCUCGCUGUGGUCCAUGAAUGCCACACACGUUUCCGUAAAUAAGCAGAUGGUAGUUAUCUUUUCUUUUGGCUUAAUCUGAUUUGGUUUGGUUUGCCCUUUACUGGGGUUCUUUCCUAUCUUCUUUACUGUCAAGACAUGUGGAGAGACAUAGUGGGAGUUAUUUAUGAGGCGAACACAGCAUGUGGCAUACAUGGUAGAAACUGUUGUUAAGCAUUAGGUGGCCUCCUUGCUCAUAAUUGUUCCACAUGUGGGUGUGGAGAGACAGCUUAGUGUAGGAUUUCCUCUCAGAUGAAACCUGUAUAAUCCUGUUACAAGGUUAUGUUGUUACUCUCCCUGAAGGCGCAUAUACUACUUCUGAUUUGCCACAACUAAUUUCUAUUAUUUUACUUUUUCUUUCUGUAUUUUUUUCCUUGCACUGACAUUAUAGACUUGGAGGACCUCAUCAGAUCAAUUUAAAGUGACUGUAGAGGGGAAAAGAAAGUCAAAAUAUUUUUUAAAGAUCUUAAAAAUAAUGCCUCUGUCUAGCAUGCCAACAAGAAUGCAUUGAUAUUGUGAACAUUUGUGAUAUAUGUAUUAAUAAAUAGAGCAAUUACAAA